Messenger RNA from Huiozyma naganishii CBS 8797, 453 nucleotides. RefSeq names its product Sdd2p (gene SDD2). Gene Ontology annotation, cellular component: cytosol; nucleus. Bases 1 to 453 code for a protein of 150 amino acids. The record is from RefSeq and is a predicted model, not a curated record. Lineage: Eukaryota; Fungi; Ascomycota; Saccharomycetes; Saccharomycetales; Saccharomycetaceae. Gene Ontology annotation, molecular function: DNA binding. The transcript has a single exon.
AUGGACGCUGAGUUACAGGCUCUUCGAGAGGCAAGAUUAGCUCAGCUUAAAAGCAGUGCCGGACAGAACGCCAGCGGCUCAGAUGCAGGUGCAGGCGCAGGAGGCCCCAAUGGUGGGAAUCCUGGAGCCGAUGCGAGUGCCGGGACUGUGAACCCUGCUCUGGUUCGUUUCUUACAACCGCAGGCGUUGGAGAGGCUGUCGCGUGUCUCGUUGGUGAGGCCCGACAGGGUCAAGUCUGUGGAGUUGUAUUUACAGCAGCUAAUCUCUACUGGGCAGCUGAAUUAUAAGAUUAAUGAGAACGAAAUUGUUCAAAUCUUGAAUGGUAUUGCCAGACAGGAGAACAAACGGAAUGAUCAAAAAAUCAUAUUUGAGAGGAAGGACAUGGAUUUGAAGGAACUCGAGGGAGAUAACCACAAAGAAGACGACUCUGAGGACGACUUUUUCGACGAAUGA